AUGCAGAAAAUUAAAGCAAAAGCAUCUUCAUUACCCAUGUUUAAUGGUCGUGUAUCGGAUUCAUCCACAUCCAGUACCUCUUCGUCCGUUAUAUUAGCAACAAAUAAUAAAAAACGUGCCACAUUUAAUGGUUUCCUUAAACCCACCGUAUUUUCAAUAUCUAAUUCAGCCAAUAAUUUAACACAAAAUCGCGAAGAAACUUUAGACUCUGCCGAGGCCGAUGUGAUUAUAAUAAAUGCUGGCAGUUCAGAAAAGACCGCCCAAAGUACACAAAAGUCAUUGGGAAUAGCUGGUACUGAAUUAAGUAAUUAUGAGAAAAUUAAAGUGGUGGGUCAGGGCUCUUUUGGUAUUGCCGUACUGUAUCGCCGUAAAAAUGACAAUCAUCAAGUUGUAUUUAAGCAGAUAAAUCUAAAUGAUUUAACACCGUCGGAAAGAGAUUUGGCCAUGAAUGAGGUGGAAGUUUUUUCAAAAUUACAUCAUCCCAAUAUUAUAAGUUACUUGGGAAGUUUUAUUAAAGAUAAUACUUUAUUAAUUGAAAUGGAGUAUGCAGAUGGUGGCACCUUAGCUCAAGUUAUAGGCGAACGUAAAAUGAGAGACUACUUUCCAGAGCGUUAUGUUAUAGCAGUAUUUGAACAAAUAUCAAGUGCUAUUAAUUAUAUGCAUUCUGAAAAUAUAUUGCACAGGGACUUAAAAACCGCCAAUGUGUUUUUAAAUAAACGAGGCAUUGUGAAAAUUGGCGAUUUUGGAAUAUCGAAAAUAAUGAACACAAAAAUUCAUGCUCAGACUGUAUUGGGCACUCCUUAUUAUUUCAGUCCCGAAAUGUGCGAGGGGAAGGAAUACGAUCAUAAAAGUGAUAUAUGGGCUUUGGGCUGUAUAUUGGGUGAAAUGUGUUGUCUACGCAAAACGUUUGCGGCUACAAAUCUUUCGGAACUUGUUGGUAAAAUAAUGAGUGGUUCUUAUACACCAUUGCCCAAAGGAUAUUCUUCAGGCUUAAAAAGUUUGCUUAGUAAUUUGUUGCAGGUGGAUCCCACUCGCAGACCUAAAGCUUCAGAAAUAUUAGAAUAUUGGAUACCAUUAAUAUUUCGUAAUCUAGGCAAACAUAAAGGAUAUUCUUAUGAAGAUGAUAUGAGCUCAACAGCAAAUUCCACUGCUAGUUCGAAAGUCUUGUCUUUACAUGAUGAAGUAGCAAUACCAGAAAACAGUUCUCGUCGAUCCACGAUAGUCGAUUUAGCUACGGCACAGACUGAAACUAAGGAAAUAAUGAAAGCCGAGACAGCACAACCUAAUGAAACUGUGGAAAAGAGGUCUGUGUUAUAUCAACUCAAAUCAUUUGGAAAUAGUUUUAGUAUGAAUCCCAUACAAUUGCCCGCAAAAUCCUGUAUCUUGUGUGUGGCUACAAGCGAAACACAUUUCGUAGUGGUAAAUAAUGAUGGCUCUGUUUAUACAUGGGGUGAAGGAACACAUGGUCAAUUGGGAUUAAGUUCUUUGGAAGCAUGGAAACAUUAUCCCAGUCGUAUGGAGAGUAUACGCAAUUAUCACAUUAUAAGUGCUUGUGCCGGUGAGGGCUUUACUAUACUACUUACUCAAACAGGUUCCAUUUUAAGUUGUGGCGAUAACAGUAAAUAUGCCUUGGGCCACGUUGAUAACAAAACAUAUCAUAGUCCAAAAAUUAUUGAGAAAUUGGAAAAUGUACACAUCAAGGAAAUAAAAGCAGGCACAACACAUGUUUUAGCAUUAAGUGAAGAUGGUUGCAUUUAUACAUGGGGCACAAAUGUACAGGGAGCACUGGGCUUAGGCAGUCUACAGACGCAACAGAAAACACCACAAAAAAUACUUAUUUCUCAUGUUAAGUCCAAAGUUAGGCAUAUAUUUUGUGGGCCUGAUACUUCAGCAGUACUGUUCGAAAGUGGUGAAAUGCAUGUUUGUGGUAGUAACGAUUACAAUAAAUUGGGUUUUGAGAAAUCAUCGAAAAUAAUGGCAUUGAAAAAAUUACAAUUACCGUAUCUCAUAGUGGAAGCGAAUUUUUCAUCGACGCUUUCAAUAUUCUUGGUAGAAGGAGGUUAUGUUAUUACUAUGGGCUCAAAUGCUUCUGGCCAACGAGGAGUUGGUCAUUGCAAUACUGUCAUGGAAUCUGUAUCAUUAGUAGAGUCCAUAAAAGAUAGAUAUAUUGUAAAAUGCAAGUGUAAUGACCAGUGCUGUAUAGUUAGUUCGGAUAAUCAUGUAAUAACAUUCUGGGGUACACGUAAUGGUAUACCCGAAAUAGGAGAAGGCAGUUCAACAGAUAUUCAAGAAGCCGAAGUACAACAUCAGCCAAUGGAUUUAGAAUUGGGCAAUAACACGGCGGCAUUUACAAAUUUCUUAGCGUCUGUAUAUAAAUCGGAAUUGGUAUUAGAUCCACAGGAUAUAUUAGGACUAUAUUCCUCCCAUGAGCAAUUGGAAAAGGGUUACUACGUGGUGAUAAAUGACAUUUUCCCCUUGCCCCAUAGUGUAUUAGUAUUGGUAGAUACUACAACACCUUUAAUUGCAUCUAUAGAGGAUUUGUCAUAG
This is a messenger RNA of Calliphora vicina (urban bluebottle blowfly), 2547 nucleotides long. RefSeq names its product nimA-like kinase (gene niki). Gene Ontology annotation, biological process: protein phosphorylation. Bases 1 to 2547 code for a protein of 848 amino acids. Lineage: Eukaryota; Metazoa; Arthropoda; Insecta; Diptera; Calliphoridae. Gene Ontology annotation, molecular function: ATP binding; protein kinase activity. The transcript is spliced from 15 exons. The record is from RefSeq and is a predicted model, not a curated record.